Schistocerca gregaria is the source of this 3301-nucleotide messenger RNA. Its product is annotated as chromatin-remodeling ATPase INO80-like. Gene Ontology annotation, cellular component: Ino80 complex. The transcript has a single exon. Lineage: Eukaryota; Metazoa; Arthropoda; Insecta; Orthoptera; Acrididae. Gene Ontology annotation, molecular function: ATP hydrolysis activity; DNA binding; histone binding. Gene Ontology annotation, biological process: DNA repair. The record is from RefSeq and is a predicted model, not a curated record. The coding region runs from base 78 to 3200 and encodes 1040 amino acids.
UAUCGAGGAGGGAGGUGCCGAAGUACGCGAAGAUUUGCCACAGGAAUUUUUACGUGAGGCGGGAGAAUUUGCGCCGGAUGGCGCAGGCGGCGGCGAGCGCGAUGCUGCAGCGGUUCGAGGGAGUGGAGAGGGUGAUUCAGGAGAACUUGGACAGGGCGGCGGACGUGGCGGCGGCGGCGUACAGUCACGUGAGGUGCAACGAGAAGGAGUGGAGGAAGAGGGCGGAGAAGGAUGCGGAGAACCAGAGGAGGGCGCAGGAGGAGGAGGAGGAGAAGAUUCGACAGCAGAAGAAGUUGAAUUUCUUGCUGACGCAGACGGAGUUGUACAGCCAUUUCAUGUCGAAGAAGAUGGGAGUGCAGGCGGAGGGUUCGGCGGGGGGGUCGGCGAAGUUGCCGCAGUCGUCGUUGCAGAGAAGCGUGGUGGAGUUGGGCGCGCCCGCGCGAGAGGAGGCGAGCGAGUUGGAGAGGGCGCAGACGGCGGCGCUGCGCGCCUGCAAGGAGCACAUCAGCAAGAUCGAGAAGUUCGACGCGGAGUCGAGGCACCUGCGCAACCCGCAGUCGUCGGCUGCUUCGGCGGGACAGUCGAACGGCGCGGGCGCCUCGACGGCGGUGAUUGGACACCGUCGCGUGGGUGGACACGUGACGAACAGCUCGUCGAUCCAGCCGCCGAGCUCCGGCGCGGCGUUGGCGCAGGACGGGAUGGUGGAGCAGCCGCGGAACCUGCGCGGCCAACUGAAGUCGUACCAGCUGAAGGGUCUGAACUGGCUGAUCAACCUGCACGAGCAGGGCAUCAACGGGAUCCUGGCGGACGAAAUGGGCCUGGGCAAGACGGUGCAGACGAUCAGCCUGCUGGUGCACCUGGCAGAGGCGAAGGGCAUCUGGGGCCCCUUCAUCGUGAUCGCGCCGACGUCGACUCUGCCGAACUGGGCGAACGAAAUCCGCAAGUUCUGCCCGAGCUUCAACGUGCUGCCGUACUGGGGCUCGCUGAAGCAGCGCUCCGUGCUGCGCAAGGUGCUGCACUCGCGCUACCUGCACCGCGCGGACUCCAUCGCGCACGUGGUGGUCACCAGCUACCAGCUGAUCGUGCAGGACGAGAAGUUCUUCCACCGCAUCCACUGGGAGUACAUGAUCCUGGACGAGGCGCACGCGAUCAAGAGCUCGACCUCGGUGCGCUGGAACACGCUGCUCUCGUUCAAGAACACCCGCAACCGCCUGCUGCUGACGGGCACGCCGAUCCAGAACAACAUGGCCGAACUGUGGGCGCUGCUGCACUUCAUCAUGCCCACUCUGUUCGACUCUCACGACGAGUUCUACGAGUGGUUCUCGAAGGACAUCGAGGAACACGCCCAGGGCACCAAGUCCGUGCUGAACGAGCACCAGCUCAACCGCCUGCACAUGAUCCUGAAGCCGUUCAUGCUGCGGCGCGUGAAGCACGAGGUCGAGAACGAAAUGCCCCCGAAGCAGGAAAUCCACAUCAAGUGCAACAUGACUCCGCGCCAAAUCCAGCUCUACAACGGCAUCAAGAACCGCCUCUCGGUCAGCGAGCUGCUCAACAAGGUCAACACGAUCAAGAUGAACAAGUCCGCGCAGGAGCGCCACGCGAAGCACCUCAUGAACAUCGUGAUGCAGUUCCGGAACAUCUGCAACCAUCCGGAAAUCCUCGAGCGGUCCGAAACGGUCUCGCCGCUCCAGUUCACCGCCGCGGUGCCUCCCACGCUCUCCUACAACAGCAUCAUCGCGCCCGUGCUCAAGAACCACGUCGAAAUGUCCAUCCCGCGGCUCAUCUACCGCGAGGCCAUGGACAACCUCUCCUUCUCCUUCAGCGGCGGCGCGCUUCAGGGCGCAAGGACCAAGUGGCUGUACCACCGUCUGAACGUCUUCUCUCAGGAGCACGUUCGCCAGUCCAACUCCUGCGCCUCUUCGCCGCGCUCGCGCUGCUGGGACUUCCUGUCUCUCUGCGACUGGAGCGCCGGCGAGGUCGAGUGGCUCUACCACCACGACCUCUGGCACCGGUGGCAGCUGCAGCUCUCGAAGCAGCGUCGCGGCCUCGCGCUCUCGCGUCCCUACCACCCGCUGCACGCAAAGCAGCUGGACUUCGUGCGCGUGCGCGGUGCGACCUCCUGGCCCUCCGUCCGCACCUCUCUCGCCCUCUCCGAUAUGGUCCGGACGCCGCUCGACCGACUGCACGGCCUCCUGGGCGCCGCCCGCGCCUCCUACGCCGCCCACCGCACGCUCGUCUGGGCACCGCCCAUCGAGCUCUGCUGCUUCGACCGGCGCUACGCCUCCCAACUCGACGCCCACGCGUCGGACCCGCGCGUCUGGAAACUCCUGCUCGGGAGCUCCCGCUGGCUCCGGAACUCUCCGCCGGAAUCUCCGGUCGAAUCCUCCGCCCCCAGCUGCGUCGAACUCGACUGGCCCGAGCGCCCGCUUCUUCGCCCGCUACUCGACGCCUUCGGCUCCACUCAAAUCUUCGUCCCCCAAUUCAGCGAGCUGGUCCGCGACUGCGGCAAGCUCAAGGUCCUCGACAACCUGCUCAAACAACUCAAAGCCGACAACCACCGCGUCCUCGUCUACUCUCAGUUCACCGAGGUCCUCGACAUCCUCGAAGACUUCCUCUACGUCCGCUCCUACAAGUUCGUGCGCCUCGACGGCAGCCGCAAACUCGACGACCGCCGCAACAUGGUCGAGCAGUUCCAAACCGACCCCACCAUCUUCAUCUUCCUCCUCUCCACUCGCGCCGGCGGCCUCGGCAUCAACCUCACCGCCGCCGACACCGUCAUCUUCUACGACAGCGACUGGAACCCCACCAUCGACGCCCAAGCCAUGGACCGCGCCCACCGGCUCGGACAAACCAAACCCGUCACCGUCUACCGCCUCAUCACUCGCGACUCCGUCGAAGAACACAUGCUCCUCCGCGCCAAGCAAAAGGGCACCAUCCAAAACCUGGUCAUCAAGGGCGGCCACUUCGAAAUGGCCUCCGACGAAACCGAAGAGUCCCCGAAGGCCAGCGAAAUGAUCAACUGGAUCCUCUCGAAAGCCGACCUCGACGACUCGGGAACCGGCUCCGACGCCAAGAAACGACCCCUCAGCGCGCUCAAAUACGGCCUGAAGCCCCGCAGCUCCAUCCCCUCCAGGCGCUCCACGAAACUCGUCGCCACCUCCAUCUUCCCCGAAACACCCAUCGACUUGAAGUCCUCCUAACCCCACCCCACGAGACCGCAAAUAAUAUACGUUACACACCCACACACAUAAAACUCGCGUUUCUGCGCUCUUCACCCCCGGAUUUUCGCAAAAAAAAAAAA